Orbicella faveolata is the source of this 1438-nucleotide messenger RNA. Its product is annotated as 60 kDa lysophospholipase-like. NCBI's taxonomy places the organism in Eukaryota, Metazoa, Cnidaria, Anthozoa, Scleractinia, Merulinidae. Gene Ontology annotation, molecular function: protein binding; asparaginase activity. The record is from RefSeq and is a predicted model, not a curated record. Gene Ontology annotation, biological process: amino acid metabolic process.
CUGUCUGAUUUCUAUACCGUAUCCAAGACUAAACUUCUUGAAAACAAUACCCUUUGCAGCGGCACAUACCCAUAUGGCUUAUAUAGGGGAGUAUCCCCUCCUCUGCGGCCAUUACCUGUACACUUGAAUGGUGAAAGGCACAGUGCGGGUUUUAGUAUCUGGUUUAUGAUUAGUGAUCCUGGGCAGGGCUCAAACCAUAUUUUCAAGAAAAGUUUGAUGCAGUAAACAGGAAUUUCUAGAGGGAUGGUAUGGAGAGCGUUAGACCAAAAAGCCUUCUAGGGACGGGUAUGGACAUUUCCUGGAACACUCUACUGAACUAUUUGAACUGCAGAUUAAGUGACAGUGAAUAAAUAAAGUGGAACCCUGUUAAUCUGGUCACCAACAGGCCAUAAAAAUGUGACCUUAUUAACAGUUGGCCGUAUUAAACAGCUUCUUUAAAUAAGAAAAUGACUGACUGAGCUUUUGUUAAGCCCAGAAUAAAGUGGCCAUAAAGACAAGGUGGAUAUAUUAACGUGUUGUCCAUAAGGCAGGGUUCCACAGUCUGUCACUGUAUUUAUUAUGGAUUUUUGCAUUCUUUUUAGUGUAAGCAAAUAUGGAAAGCGUAUCUUUAUUGAUGUUCUGGAGAUGAAGGAAAGUGAUGUGGUUGUCCACUCCAAGGAUCAAGACAUUCAAGAUUGGUCCAAUAUCGCUUUACAGAUCAAAGAAUACUAUGAGAAUUAUCAUGGCUUUGUUAUUCUUCACGGCACAGAUACUAUGGCUUAUCUUGCAUCUGCACUGUCCUUUAUGUUUGAGAACCUUGGGAAAUCAGUUAUCUUUACCGGUUCACAGUAUGCCCUAAGUGAUCAUUUAAAUGAUGGAAGACAAAAUCUACUAGGAGCUAUAAUGAUUGCUGGUCAUUAUGUCAUUCCAGAGGUGACAUUAUUCUUCCAUGGAAAACUUUAUCGUGGAAAUCGUGCCUUGAAGGUAGAUGCACGUAGGUUUGGCGCCUUUGAUUCUCCAAACUGUCCCCCAUUGGCUACAGUAGAAGCAGGAAUUGAAGUUGAGUGGGAGGAGCUGUUUAAUGAAAACCAAGCAACUAAAUUCAAAGUCCAUACCAAGAUGAGUUCAAGAAUAGGAGUGUUAAGAAUCUUUCCUGGUAUAACACCUGAGGCAGUAAGUGCUUUAAAAUGUUUAUUUACACAGUUCAUUUUGUCAUGUGCAGUGCAUUUUAUGGUUCUCUAUCUGAAAGUACGACCAUGGAUUUCAAAUUUCGACAAGUAAUGUAAAACUUGCAAAAUAAGCUGUGCUACUUUGAAAUAAUUGCUCAAAAGGUCUCAUUUGAAUUGUCAUAUACUUGGGGUUCAUCAAUAGGGUUAAAAGGCAGUUAAUCAACUUGUACAGCAUAAUAAACAGCACCACACGAAAGUCCUGCUUGACAGCUUUCAUUUGAAUGGUUACA